Molecule: messenger RNA, 1209 nt
Organism: Pelagomonas calceolata
Lineage: Eukaryota; Pelagophyceae; Pelagomonadales; Pelagomonadaceae
Source: the annotation of a GenBank genome assembly
AUGGGCGGCGGCGGCGACGCGACGGGGGUGCCCUCCACCGCAUUGGUCGUGCCGCGCGACGACACGGCGUAUGUGGAAUGGCUCGCGUCGGAGCUCUGCAGCGCGACGCAAAACACGACGGCGCCCUGGAGCGUCUGCGAGAUCUGGCGCGCGCAAGGGCGCCAGGCGCGCAUCCCCGCCGGCUGGGGGCCGCCGCCCUCGAACCCGGAACCGACACCGGUGACCGAUGACGACGUCGAGCAGAUCUCGCUCGUGUUCGGCGCCGGCGCGCAGCGCGGCUGCUACUCGCCGAUGCGCGCGCCGAGAGGCCAUACUUGUAUGAGGUGUCUCGAGGACCCGACCGCCAAGAUGUUAAGGGUGGCCUCGCACGUCACUUUCAGUCCUGGUAUUGGUUUAGUUGGUCGAGUGUGGUUGUUAGGCGUCGCCGAAGUUGUGGACGUCCCGGCGGUCGGCGCGUCGUCGACGUACGCGAGGCAGGAGGCGGCGCUCAAUGCUGGAGUGCGCACGGCCAUCGCUCUACCCGUGGUGCCGCCCGCGAAGACGCCGGGCGGGCCUAGAGCUCCCUCGGCCGUCAUCGUCAUCUACUUUGGGGAACGGCUCGUGAGGGCUCCCGCAGCAAACGGCGCCGCGGCGACGCUCGCGCAGACGGUCUUGUGCUCUUUAUUAGAUAGAGCGCGCCUCGCGACGCAGAACGAGGACAUCCCGCCUCCACCUUUGGUCCCCGCGUCGGACGCCACGCCGGCGGGCUGGAAGCCGCCGCCGCUUCCUCCCACCGAUACCACGCCGCCCGACUCGCGGCCGUCCUCUUUCGAGAGCGGUCCGUCGAGCUUUUCCGACAAGGUCCUCGCGAGAAAACUCGCUCGUUCCUUGGCGGGUCAAGGAGCCUCCGGUGUGCACCCGUGUGGAAAUCAACAAGUGAGUUAGGUUCUCGAGCCGAUGGCCGUCACGGGAUCACGUCGCGUCGACGGCGUGGGGCGCCCGAAAUUUGAUUUCCACACAGGUGUCCACCAGUGCCCUAUCUGCUUUGGGGCGGUGGAGACGGCGGCGCGCGUGGCGGGGUGUGCCCACGUCGCCUGCGCGGACUGCCUCUCGCGCUGGCGCGUCACGAAAGACGUGUGCCCCGUCUGCGAGGGCCCCGUGUAUGGCGUUGUGCUCGAUGCACAGUUGGACGCGGAAAACGCGCAGCGGCGCGGCCUCCAGAGCUUCUGA